AUGAUCUCUUCGAUCUUGGACCAGUUUAGCAUUCAAGGUCCAAAUGGAACAUAUAUUUGCUAUGUCGGGGCUCUAGCAAGAGCCAGUCUCGCGGGGUUAAAAGAUGAAUCGUGGAUUCGUUUGUUUCAACUCGAUGUUGCCCGCGUAUUAGCCGCGCAACUAGUUCUCGCUGUUGAAUAUAUACACGCCCAAGGAUAUGUCCAUGGGGAUCUUCAUCUAGGAAAUAUUCUUCUUGAAAUGCCUCCUGGAUUCAACCAGCUCUCCAUCGAAAGAUUAUAUCAGGAAUACGGAGAAAAUCCCGUCAUUCAUUUAGACAACAAACACAAACCGCUUCUACCUAAUAUACCAUCCCAUGGCGUUGUUCCUGUAUGGCUCGGAAAAGCAAGCGAAGAGAUCACUCCCGCAGAAGCGAAACUCCUCACAGACUUCGGCGAAGCGUUUUCCCCUUCGCAGGAAUCGAAAUAUGAAUCUCGUACGCCCCUGGUACUCCGUCCUCCUGAGGCUCGAUUUGAACCUGAAACGCCCCUCUCUUUCCCAUCGGAUAUCUGGACCCUUGCGUGCUCUAUCUGGGCUCUUAUCGCUCAAAGACCGUUAUUCGAGGGAUUUCUGGCUACCCAGGAUGAUAUGACCUGCGAGCAUGUUGGUGCUCUGGGUAUUUUGCCGCGUGAGUGGUGGGUGAAAUGGGAUUCACGACAUGGUAGGUUUACGGAGGAUGGCACGCCCAUAGGUAGGAAUCCAUAUCGAUCGUGGGAUGAUCGCUUCGAGGAUAGUGUGCAGCAGCUGAGACGAGAGAGUGGGAUGUUCCUGUUUGAUGAAGAGGAGAGAAAUGCGGUUUCUGUGAUGUUGCGGAAAAUGCUCGCUUUUAGGCCUGAGGAUCGGGUCACUGCGAGGCAGGUUCUUGAGGGAGUGGAUGGUGAAAUGGGCUUUACCUGA
Molecule: messenger RNA, 933 nt
Organism: Aspergillus affinis
Lineage: Eukaryota; Fungi; Ascomycota; Eurotiomycetes; Eurotiales; Aspergillaceae
Exons: 1
Coding region: 1-933 (310 amino acids)
Biological process (GO): intracellular signal transduction; protein phosphorylation
Cellular component (GO): nucleus; cytoplasm
Molecular function (GO): ATP binding; protein serine/threonine kinase activity
Source: RefSeq, a predicted model, not a curated record